Arabis nemorensis is the source of this 303-nucleotide messenger RNA. The record is from the annotation of a GenBank genome assembly. Lineage: Eukaryota; Viridiplantae; Streptophyta; Magnoliopsida; Brassicales; Brassicaceae.
AUGGAGGAAACAGUGGAAGAAAUGGAAUCUGAAGAUAGAGUGGUUUCCAACAAAGGAAAGAGCUUGAAUGAUUUGUUUCUUAAUCUGGAAAGUGGUGCUACUGUUACUCCUCCGUAUCUUACUCCUCUUGCUUCUCCUUCUUUGUUCACUCCUCCUUUUACUCCAUUAAUGGAGUCUUGUAAUGGUAAAAAAGAAGAGAUCUCGAGUUUCUUUGAGUUAUCUACUGAUGCUGAAGAUGCAGAGGAGAAGCUUUACAAGAGGAAAGUAAUGGAGAUUGUAGAAAGUGAAGAACUCAAGGGCUAA